AUGUUUUUACCUCGUCUCGUUCGGUAUAGGACCGAAAGGUUUAUAAAAAUGGUACCUACCAGGACCUUACGACGAAUUAGCCAUAACAGCGGGGAAUCGAUUCAAAAACAGGUCUUGACUCUUAUCAGUGCAGAUGCGAGUUUAAAUGAUGAUGACAAGUUGAAAAUACGAAAAUAUUGGUCUGACAUGGCGGACUAUAAAAGUCUUCGGAAACAGAAAAAUAGCUUACUGGAAAACUCUAUAUUGCACGAGAUCAAGAUCGAAGACUUUAUCAAAUUUAUCAAUCGCACCAAAACCUCAUCUAUGACUACAAGAGGGCUUUAUAGAAGAGAAUGUCUGUAUCAAUGCAAGGCAAACUUGGACCUAGUCAAUCAAGUAGUCUCCCAAGUCUCAUCAGCAAGACAACAAAGGCCCCUAACUACGCAAUUGGACACUAUGCGCUGGUGCGUUGAUGAUGCCUUUAGUACUGGGGACAUAGUCAUGGCUGCAGACCUUUUCCUGUUGUACUACAGAUUAUUCACAGACGAUAAAAAGCUAGACGACCAAUAUGCGAAGAAAAUAAUAUCAGCAUUAGCGUACCCGAACCCAUUGCAUGAUCAUGUCCAUCUAGUAAAAUAUUUACAAUUGAACUCUUUAUUUGAAAGGAUAUUCGGAAACGGUAUAAAAUUGACCCGGUAUCAAUUAGAAACUCUAUCCAAUAAGGCUCUCGGCUUGAGUAAUGAAGCUCCGCAAUUAUGCAAGGCUAUACUGAACAAGCUGAUGAAUGUAAAUUAUUCUUCGAAUAAUGAGUUGAAGCUUCGAGAUGAUCAAGUACUACUUGCGUACAAAUCCAUUGAUGAAAAUUAUAGAAGAGGAAAUGUUGCAAGUGUGUAUUUUACUUGGAACAGAAUCAAAGAGUACUAUGUUUCCAUUUCUGCACAUGACUCCAGAAUUAUUUAUAAAGUCUUCAAGAUUUGUACGCAUAAUAGAGCCUAUAGGUCUAUAUGUAGCGAGAUGUUUUGGCAAUUAACUCCGGAAUAUUAUUGCAAUAACCCUUUGAUACUACCAGCAAUCAUUGAUUUCAUUACAAAGCGGGAUUCUUUAACAAUGGCCAAGGAACUCAUGCAAAAUAUUAACAGGUACACUUUACCCGAGAAUCAUCAUAUUGUUUGGCUGAACAAAAGAUGUCUUUCUUCAUUGCUGAGGAUGCAUUUGAAGUUUAAUGACUCUAACGGUGUAGAUAAGGUUUUGAAACAAAUAACAACAAAUUUCAGGGCGCUUUCGCAGGAAAAUUAUCAAGCGAUAAUUAUUCACCUUUUCAAAACACAAAACCUUGAUCAUAUCGCUAAGGCGGUCAAAUUACUCGAUACUAUACCACCCAAACAAGCGAUGUUGGCCUAUGGUUCAAUUAUCAACGAGUUGGUUGAUUGGAAGUUGGCUUCAAAGGUGAAAUUCACCGAUAAUUUGAUGGCUCUUAUAAACGAUUUACUGAUGAAAGCACAUGACUUUGACCCUGACCAUAGAAACUCUCUUUGGAACGUCAUUUCCUCUUUGUACAUUAAGAAACUUUGUCAUUAUAAGAAACAGGAUGGUAAAUUUGUUACCAAUGCAAAGGAGAAUAUCGACUUGGCAAAACUACUAUACAUGGAUGCUUCAAAAAGGGGCAAGAUAAACUGGUCAAAAUCAAACAGUAAUCCAUUCAUCGUAUCCUCCCCAACUGAUGUCAAAUUAAAAAUAAAUAAUCAAAAUAGGUUUACUAUUUUAAGGAAUAUUGCAUUAAGCGCCUUACAGAUAGGAAGGAUAGACGUUUUUCUUUGGGCGUGUGCGGAAUUGUACCAGAAUGGUAUGACAAUUGAGGAACUAAAUUUGGACUGGAAUUUCAUUUUAAAACAUCAAAUUAGAAAUUCAGAAUUCAAGACAAACAAGGAGAUCAUACAAGAUAUUAAAAAGCAUGGCGUUUCGGCUAUUAAACGUUAUUUAAGGUGA
Messenger RNA from Saccharomyces paradoxus, 1965 nucleotides. RefSeq names its product Cbp1p (gene CBP1). Bases 1 to 1965 code for a protein of 654 amino acids. NCBI's taxonomy places the organism in Eukaryota, Fungi, Ascomycota, Saccharomycetes, Saccharomycetales, Saccharomycetaceae. The transcript has a single exon. The record is from RefSeq and is a predicted model, not a curated record.